UGGUGAGGAGUGGGACCCCUGUCGUGCACCAACACCACGAUGGAUGACUAUCCGAUGUAUGGGCUACUUGUUGGGUUCUCCCUCUGGGGGACCCUAUGGCGUCUCCUCUUUCCGCUGGGCUUCUGGCCCACCUUUGCGUGUAGAGUAGGGCCCACUCGUGGUGGUACUUCCACCCAACCAUACACGAAGGAGGAGGAGGAGAAGAUGGUCGCCAUCCUGCAGGAGAGGAAGGAGAAGAAGGAGGCCAAGAAGAAGGCCUUGAAAGAAGAACACGCGGCCAAAUUGAAGAAGAUGAAGGAAGAAAUGGCCAGGGAGAAGGAGAGGCUGAUAAAGGAAGAAGAGGAAAAGCUGAAGGAGGUGGAUGAAGAGGAGGAGGGACCACCACUGCAAAGGAGUGGGAAGCACAGCGGCCGCAGCAGUGAUGAGAUGGAGAAGAAGAUUUCGGAGUGGGUCGCCAACUUAUCUUUGGGUGAGGAGGAAGAGGUUGCUAUGUACAUCCCCAAGGAUGAGCAAGGAGCCGCCAUGAAGAAAUGGGAAGCAGAAGAAGAUGUUAUGACGCGGCGGGCGAUGGAGGAUGAACAAAGGAUGGCAUGGAAGCUCGCAGUGAUGAGGGAGAAGAAGAGAAGAGUGGAGGCGRCGAAUGCGGCAAUGCGGGAACUGGAGGAGGUGAGGGCUGCCGUAACAACACAAUUGAUUCCGCAAGUGGAUCUCCAACGUAAAGUGGAGAUCAUCGCCCAGAGCGUUGAGCGGUUAGCUAAAGUGCAAGAAAGGCACUUUGAGUUUAGUCGCAGCCAAGAGAUAUCUGUACGCUCGAUGCGAACUGGCUUACGGGAUUUUGCUCGCAAACUAGUAGGCGUUGUGGGAUCUGAGGUGAGUCAUCGCCUCGAGAAGACGAAGCGUUUUUGUGUCGGCGCCAUCGAAGGCGUCAAGGUGGCCGCUCCCAAGGAGGAGGAGGCCCGUCCUCGCAGGGAUCCAGUCAAAGUCAAAUUCCCUGAUUCCUACAGUGGGAAAAGGGAAGAGAACUUUGACAAUUGGAAGGCCAAUGUUAAGACCUAUGUGCAUUUGCAACAGGUCUCCCCGGAUCAGCAGGUCUUAAUUGCGAUCGAUGCACUUAGAGACGAGGCCGCCAGUUUCGCGAGAUCCCUUGUUCGUGCUGCCAACUGUAGUGACGAUCCAGUUGCGUACUCCUCAUUUACGUCCCUCACCAAAUUCCUGAAGUUGYUGCGCGAGCGAUUUGCUGAUGUCGCUCGCAGUGUCAAGGCCUCAGAUAAGCUCCAAACCAUCCAUUCUCGUAAAUGGAAGAGUGCCAGGGCACUCAAGGGUACAAUGGAUGAGUUGGUGGCCGUCCCUGACCAUGGGGUCACAGAGGGCCAGUUGGUCAACCUCUUUUACCGGGCUAUGCCCGAAGCCUUUCGAGGGCAGUUCUUCGCGAAGAGCGAAGACCCUGCCACCACUUACGAUUCCCUUAGUCGUGAGGUGGUGGCUUUUGAAGCGAAGUCAGUGUCCCUGUCCACCUUUUGGCAUAAGGAUUUGGACAAGGGAAAGCAAUGGAAAGGCCGCACUAUCUCAGGGCAGGUAAAGACCAAGGAUAGCCUUGUCCUGACUUUAGAUGAAGGUAGUGUGGAUGAGAUCCCCUACGAUCAAAUUGAGUGGGGGUUAGAGGAGGAGGACAGCGGUGUGGGCCAGGGGAGAUCCUACGCUGCUGUCGCGGCUGGAGGGAGGCCGCAAGGAGGAAGAGGCCAGGGCCAAGGGGGCCGGGCCUCAGGGAACCGAUUCCAGGGCGAUCAGGGGGUUGGCGGCAGAGGAGGAAACCGCCAAGUGGGAGGCAGGGGUCAAGGUCCCUCGCAAAACCGUCCUAGGAAUAGAGUUUCGCUAGACACCUCCCUCACAGGCGUGGCCGAAGAGUUGAAGGAGAGGAUGCCUGCCUGGGCCAAGAUGAAGAAGAAGAAUAAAGGGCAGCUUAUAUUGCUAGAUACAGAGAUUUUUAGAAGUAGAGUAGGGGCCCUAGUAGACUCAGGGGCCACUCGCAGCUAUAUUAGUAGGAAAGCGCUGCAGAAGUUGAGGCUGGGACUUAAAGUCCAGAAACUGACAGACCCCAUAGUUAGUAUCCUCGCGGACAAUCGUACUAUGAUUGUAGAGGAUUACGUAGAGGACAGCCUCCCAUUUGACAUUGUCCUGGGAAUGGAUUGGGGAGAGGCAGCCGGGGCAACGCUCCAUCUGAAGGAGCAUGAGUGUAGGCUCCCUAGUUCUACAGGGGAGGCUAAGACUGCCCGCCUGUUCCAUGUGUCAGGAGUAGAGAAUUCCUUGGCGCAUUGCUGCCUUAGUGCCCCCGCAUUCGCCAGAUUGGUGAAGAAGGAGGGAUUGGAGGAACAGGUCUUUGUUGCCUAUGUUAGGCCAGUGACUGAGCCUACGGAGGAAAAGCCGAUGGACCCCGCGAUUGCCAAGCUGCUGGAAGAGCUUAAGGAUUUGACUGAGCCGCCAACAGGCACGGUGCCGCGGCCCAUCCAGCACCGUAUUGAGAUAGAGCCUGGCAGUAGGACUCCUAAGGGUGCUGUGUAUAGGAUGUCCCCGCGGGAGUUAGAGGAGCUUCGCAAGCAGUUAAACGAGCUCCUCGAGAAGGGUUGGAUUAGGUCCAAUUCGUCUCCUUUCGGAGCACCUGUCCUCUUUGUUCCUAGGAAAGAGGGAGGGCUGAGAAUGUGCAUAGACUAUAGGGGUCUGAAUGCUAUUACAGUGAAAAAUGCUGAGCCACUGCCGAGGAUAGACGAUCUCUUAGACCGAGUGCAGGGGGCCAAGUAUUUCUCUAAGAUAGAUUUAAAGUUCGGAUAUCAUCAGAUAGAGGUACACCCUGAUGAUCAGUAUAAGACUGCCUUCCGGACUAGGUACGGGCAUUACGAGUUUAUAGUGAUGCCCUUUGGACUAACCAAUGCGCCAGCUACGUUCCAGCGCUGUAUGAACGAUUUGUUUAGGYCGUGGUUAGACAGAUUUGUUGUAGUUUACCUAGAUGACAUCCUAGUGUUUAGCCGGACCCUUGAAGAGCAUCAGGGUCAUCUCAGGCAGGUCUUGGAGAAGCUGAGGGAAGCUAACUUCAAGAUCAAUGCAAAGAAGUGCGAUUGGGCGAAGACCCAAGUUUUGUAUUUAGGCCACGUCUUAGACGGAGACGGCGUUAAGCUAGAGGAUAGCAAGAUCGCAGCGAUUAGAGAUUGGCCCACACCACGUACGCUGACAGAGUUGCGCUCGUUCCUGGGCCUAGCUAAUUACCAUAGGAAGUUCGUGAGGAACUUCUCCACCAUCGCUGCGCCCCUUCGCAGAUUGCUGAGAAAAGAGACAAUCUGGAAGUGGGACAAGGAUUGCACGUCUGCGAUGAAAAAAUUAAAGCAGGCGUUGAUAGAGUAUCUGGUCCUUAAGGUCGCCGAUCCGUCCUUGCCUUUUGUCGUUACUACGGAUGCUAGCCAGUACGGCAUAGGCGCGGUGUUGCAGCAAGACGAUGGCAAUGGGUAUAGACCCGUAGAGUUCAUGUCCGCCAGAAUGCCUUAAGAGAAGGUUGCGACAUCUACCUAUGAGAGGGAACUCUACGCUCUCAGGCAAGCAUUAGACCACUAGAAGCACUACUUGCUUGGGAGGCACUUCAAAGUCUAUUCGGACCAUGAAACGUUACGAUGGUUAAAGACCCAGGCCAAGAUGACACCUAAGCUUACAAGGUGGGCCGGAGAGAUAGAUCAGUACGACUUCGAGCUCAAGCCUAUCAAAGGGAAGUACAACGUAGUCACGGAUGCUCUAAGUAGGAGAGCAGAUUACUUUGGGGCAAUAGUACAUCACCUCAAUAUAGGAAAGGAUCUGCAACAAAAGGUUAGAGAAGCC
Chara braunii is the source of this 3858-nucleotide messenger RNA. Lineage: Eukaryota; Viridiplantae; Streptophyta; Charophyceae; Charales; Characeae. The record is from the annotation of a GenBank genome assembly.